Molecule: messenger RNA, 319 nt
Organism: Oncorhynchus masou masou (cherry salmon)
Lineage: Eukaryota; Metazoa; Chordata; Actinopteri; Salmoniformes; Salmonidae
Product: group 10 secretory phospholipase A2-like
Exons: 2
Coding region: 31-306 (91 amino acids)
Biological process (GO): phospholipid metabolic process; arachidonate secretion; lipid catabolic process
Molecular function (GO): calcium ion binding; phospholipid binding
Source: RefSeq, a predicted model, not a curated record
AAGAAGACCAUUACUCGGCGCGUGGCUUGCAUGGAGAUGUCUGCUUUAUACCUCGCUCUGCUUCUGUUCUCGGAGCAUGUUAUCGACGGGAUAACCAGAUCAUAUGAAGGCACUGAGUUAGCGACAACACCGACAGUCACCUCCCCGUUACCGGAGCGAUGGCGGCGGCGGGACAAGCGGGGCUUGUUGGAGUUGGCGGGCGUCGUUAAAUGCAGCACUGGGAGGUCGGCGGUGGCUUACAUCAUGUAUGGAUGUUACUGCGGGCUGGGAGGCCAGGGAUGGCCCCGAGACAAGGCUGACUGGUGAGUACCAUCACACA